AUGGAUCCCGUCUCUGCAUUCCGAGUGGCCGGCACAGUUGUAACAUUUGUCGAUUUCUGUUACAGCCUGGUAUCAGAGUCCAUCGAGAUCUAUCGAUCACCGGAGGGGAUAUCCUCGGAAAGCUUCCAAUUGUCCACCGUCGUCAAAGACCUUGGAAAGAUCGGUACACAAGUUAGCGAUGCACUAGAUACAGCGACAUCUCAAGCCCUUGUAGCAUCCGAUGAGUCGCUCAUCAGACUCUGCCGAGAAUGCGAGUCUAUCACUGCAGAAGUCCAAAGCGCUCUGGGCUAUCUCAAGGCCCAGGGGGGCGGCUCGAAAGCCAUGAUGGCGAAAAACAGUGUUACUGUCGCGCUCAAGGCAAUGUGGUCGAAAGGGAACUUGCAAAAUAUCGAGAAGCGAUUGCAGCAGAUACGGUCGGAAAUGACAAUGGCAAUGCUGGUCUCUCUGUGGGAAAGAGAUCGAGCCCGCGGAAACGGGGCGAGUGAGAGUUUGGAGCACCAGAUCUCCAAGCUAACGCAGAAAAUUGAUAGAACUAACGGCAAACUGGACCAAUUCGCCUCUGAUCUCGAUAAGAUCUCCUCAGAGGAUGACACCGUGGGACCUGGGAACAGGAAUGUUCUUUUCAGAAGACUAUGGGAGUCGGAUUGGCAACCCUCCGAGGCGCCCGUUGAGGACACGAAUCAUCUCAGUUCUGCUAGCAAUAAUCUGAAUAACCAGAUCCAUAAACAAAUUGUCAAAAGCCUGAGUUUCUCUGACAUCUCUCGGAGGGAAAGGUCGAUACCCAAACCAUAUGACGACACUUAUCGUUGGAUUUUCGAACCCGACGAUGAGGUUCAUAAUGGAAGCAACGAUAUGCUCAAGGGAAGAAACAAUUUCACCGCUUGGCUUCAAGAUCCGUGUCCGGUGUAUUGGAUCACGGGAAAACCAGGCUCUGGAAAGUCAACGCUGAUGAAUUUCAUCGUCCGCGAUUCCCGGACUAAAAAGAACCUCCAAAAAUGGGCAUCCCCAUUUCCUUUGCUUCUUGGGCACUUCUACUUCUGGGAAGCUGGGCACAAUAACUUGCAAAAAUCGCGAGAGGGACUAUUACGAACACUGCUCUGUCAGUGCCUGCAAUCAAUGCCCGAGCUCACGCCAAUCGUACUCCCACGACGAUGGGCUGUGUAUCAAGUUCUACGUGGCCUGGAAACCCCGGCGCCGGCUUGGAGUUGGGAAGAACUGCAAGACGCAUUCUUUAUCCUGGCGUCGCUUAAUGGACAUUCGUUCAAGCUCGCGCUGGUUCUAGACGGACUUGAUGAAUUCAGCGGUGAUCCGAGUGUUUUGAUCUCAUUCAUUCAGGUACUUGUAACCAGAUAUGGUGUCAAAAUAUGUCUGGGUAGUCGACCUUUGACCGAAUUCACGGACGCAUUCGAUGAAUAUCCCCGGCUCGCAAUGCAAUACCUCACCCAAGGUGACAUCGAGUCCUAUAUCAUAGGAAGCUUCCAAUCUAGCAAGGCAUUUCGAGAACGGCAAGCGCUUUUCCCUGAUCAGGCCGGAGCCCUGCUCUAUGAUAUAGCAAACAAGGCCCAGGGAGUGUUCCUUUGGGUCUUUAUUGUAGUCCGAGACUUGCUUUACAGUCUGUCCAAGGGUAGAAGUCUGGCUGACUUGCAAGCUGUUGUCGAUGACCUGCCAACAGACUUGUUCCAGCUCUACAGUCGGAUGAGAGAAAAGGUCGAUCCACAAGAUCUGAAAAACUCCAAUCGAUAUUAUCAGCUUACAGUUGCAUCUCUAAGACCCUUGCACGCCAUAUCGGUCUGGAUAGCAGACGGGGAGAGUCUGCCGAAUGGAGAUAUUUUCACAGAGGAACAUAAGGAAAACAUCGUCAAAAUACUGGAACGACGCUUGGAUAGCUCGACCAAAGGCCUUCUGGAAGUGGAUGACGAUGGGAUAGUCACCUUUCUUCACAGAACCGCACGAGACUGGGUCCUGCAAGAAUCCAUUUUAUCGACAUCUCGUAAAUCAUCAACAAACUUCGCCCCGGAGCUGGUUCUGCUCCAAGUGCUUACGACAGUGAUUUCGAGACCACGGCUAUUCAUCCAUCUGGGAUUUUCACAGCUUGCAUUUUGGGAUAUAGUGGUCCUGGGAUUUUUAUAUGCGUCUCAAGUGGAUGAAUGCUUCACUGAGUCCCUUGUUCACGCGGUCGAUGAUUUCGAUGCAGCUCUUUGCGAGCGAGCUGCAGAUCUUGGAAAGCGCGGCUACAUAUUUGACGCGAAUUUGUCAAAACCGGACUCGACUGCGAGUAAGUCAAACCGAUGGCUUAAUCGCGGAGGAAAGCGAGACCGCCCAUCCAGCGGCAAGUCUAAUGCCGGAAAACAUUGGUCAUGGACGCAGGAUAAUUUACCAUUCUGUAUUGAAAAUUCCGCCGUGGGAAUUGCGGCACAGUUCGCCGUUGUCCCCUAUGUCAAAGCCAAAUUGAAGACCAACAAAGGUCUUGUAAAAUCCGAGCCAAACAGGCGAUCUCUGCUGGAAAACACAAUUUUCGGGUGGCAGUUCUAUGUGAGCCGUACAAACGAGGAUUUGGCUCACUAUUCAGCCAGUUGGAGGCUUCUCAUAGACGACCUCUCGCGUCAGAGGAUUGAACUAGUCAGACUAUUACUCGAAUCGGGGGCAUCCCUCAGUGACCCAACAUGUAGGUGUCGACAGAAAAAGGGUAGGAGUAUUGAAGAGGAGGUUUCCAUGUUGGACAGCAACGGGAGGGCAAAGGUGGCCUCUCAGGAGUUUUGGGACGAGCUUGCAAAAUUUUUGCUUAAGACUCGGAGGAGAAGCCGCCUUUGGGGCCUUUUCGCCUAA
Clonostachys byssicola is the source of this 2826-nucleotide messenger RNA. NCBI's taxonomy places the organism in Eukaryota, Fungi, Ascomycota, Sordariomycetes, Hypocreales, Bionectriaceae. The record is from the annotation of a GenBank genome assembly.